Molecule: messenger RNA, 917 nt
Organism: Zonotrichia leucophrys gambelii
Lineage: Eukaryota; Metazoa; Chordata; Aves; Passeriformes; Passerellidae
Gene: CD79A
Product: CD79a molecule
Exons: 5
Coding region: 31-867 (278 amino acids)
Biological process (GO): B cell differentiation; B cell receptor signaling pathway
Cellular component (GO): B cell receptor complex; external side of plasma membrane; membrane
Molecular function (GO): transmembrane signaling receptor activity
Source: RefSeq, a predicted model, not a curated record
UCUCCUGCCGGGCCCGGGUGCACGCAGCCAAUGGCGGCCGCUCCCCAAACCCGGGGGGCUCCCCCAAAACUGGGGGUCCUGAGCCCCCUGCUCAUCCUCAGCCUCCUCCUCUUCCUCCCAGGUUCCCGGCCUGAGACCUCCAGCUGGCUCCCCCCGGUCACCUCCCCGAGCUCGGAGACCCCCACCCCUCUGUCGGUGCGCACCAGCCCCGACUCCAGCCCCAGGUGCGGCUCGUGGGGAGAGGUCCUCGUGAAGCCGGUGCCCCCGUCCAGCUCGGGGACCCUGGGCUCGGCCCUCGCCAUCGAGUGCGGCUUCGAGCCCGAGGACGCCAAGGUCACCUGGCUGCAGGUGUGCCCGCGGCGCUACCUGGGCCACACCUGGAGCUGCACCUGGCCCCAGGAGGUGCCGGCCGAGGGCGGCGGCCGCCAGGUGAGCUUGGUGAAGCCGGGUGUGUCCCGGCUGAGCUUUGCGCACCUGCGGCACAACCACAGCGGGCUCUACUUCUGCCGCGUGUGGCGGGGCGCAGCGGCCGCGCAGUCCUGCGGCACCUUCGUCCGGGUGCUGGAGGCCGUGCCGGAGCCGCUGCUGGACCUGACAGACGCCACCAAGAACAGGAUCCUGACGGCGCAGGGGGUGCUGCUGCUGCUGUGCGCGGCGGGCCCGGGGCUGCUGCUGCUCUUCAGGAAGCGCUGGGCCAAUGAGCGGCUCCUCCAGCCCAAGAAAAUCUCCUUGGAGGAGGAAAACCUUUAUGAGGGGCUGAACCUGGACGAGUGCUCCAUGUACGAGGACAUUUCCCGGGGGGUCCAGCCCACCUACCAGGACGUGGGGACCCCCCCUGCCCCCGACAGCCUCCUGGAAAAACCUUAAAAGACCCCCAAAAUAAGGGGGGAUCCCACGGGACCCCUCCCCAAAGCCCC